AUGGCACCACCAUCUCAGCUCCAGAUCGCGCUUUCGGCUCUUCAACGCCUAGUCAAAGAAGAAGCAUCAUACUACAAGGAGAUGAACCAACAGAAGUCUCGAAUUGCUAAGCUGGAGGCCACAAACGGAGACGCUACGGACGGAGAUGGCAAUGAAGAGUAUCAGCUGAAGCAAGAGAAGAAAGCCCUCGAGGAGACCAAAGCUGUCAUCCCAGGACUCAGGGAGAAGAUCACGAACGCUCGUGAAAAGACCGAGACUUUGUUGGAUUCAGCUGCUUCCGAGGAAGAGAAGCAAAAGGCCAUCGACGUACUCCGCGAAGCCAAAGAAUUGCAAAAGGACGAUCCAGUCAGCUAG
Cyphellophora attinorum is the source of this 354-nucleotide messenger RNA. RefSeq lists its product as uncharacterized. The record is from RefSeq and is a predicted model, not a curated record. Gene Ontology annotation, molecular function: beta-tubulin binding. Lineage: Eukaryota; Fungi; Ascomycota; Eurotiomycetes; Chaetothyriales; Cyphellophoraceae. Gene Ontology annotation, biological process: post-chaperonin tubulin folding pathway; tubulin complex assembly. Bases 1 to 354 code for a protein of 117 amino acids. The transcript has 3 exons. Gene Ontology annotation, cellular component: cytosol; microtubule cytoskeleton.